AUGAGAGGACAUUUCUCCAUUGAGUGGAUGGCACAGAGCAGCCAGCCAGCAGGACCAGAGAGCUCCAUCUCUGUUUCUGGACCUGCAGCCUGUGGGACACAUUCAGAGAGUCUGCCAGGUUUUUACUGCAAGAUAAAGUCUGAAAGUUUACCUGAAGAGGAGCAGCAAGAGAGCAGGAGUCAACGCCUCGCUGUGUUCAGUCAGAAUUCUCUCCAGCACCAAACAUCUCCCAUGACUGAAGUGGGUUUCAGUAGUGGGACCGAGGAGGAGACCUCUGGGUACGAGAGUGAAGGCAGUCGGUCUCUGUCUCCCUCCACCCACGUAGACUGUACCCCCACGUCACCACCAUCACCCCCUGUGGGCAGGAGGCCUCGGACAGCCUUCACAGCAGAGCAGAUCAACAGCCUGGAGAAGGCGUUCAAGAGAAACGCUUACCUGGGAACACAAGACAAAGCGGAGCUCUGCAAGAAGCUCAACUUGUCUGACAAACAGAUCAGAAACUGGUUCCAGAACAGGCGGAUGAAGCUGAAGCGGACGGUUCAGGACGCCCUGGCUCAUGCCUGCCAGGCCAACGUUGCUUCUCAAUUCAUGCAUUACACUGAGCUGCAGGCCUACAGGCCAAGUCCAUACCCCAGAUACCACUCAGCAGCAGUAGCACCAGAGGCUCCGGCUCCUGCCUCCUAUGUCCACCCUCACAGCUUGCAAUAUAGCUCCUCUCUGCCCAGUACCUCCACUCUGCCCCUGGACUCUUUCUACCAGUACAACAGCCUCCCAAGUGUCAUGGUGCCUGCGGCUACAUCUCACCUCAGGGCAUCCUACCCAACCUACUCUCAAUAUUACUGAUGAGUCACGGCGUGAAGACAGUCUUCUAUACCGUAAACUCU
Melanotaenia boesemani (Boeseman's rainbowfish) is the source of this 884-nucleotide messenger RNA. It is a transcript of the gene ved, whose product is annotated as ventrally expressed dharma/bozozok antagonist. Gene Ontology annotation, biological process: neuron projection morphogenesis; central nervous system development; spinal cord motor neuron cell fate specification. The record is from RefSeq and is a predicted model, not a curated record. Lineage: Eukaryota; Metazoa; Chordata; Actinopteri; Atheriniformes; Melanotaeniidae. Bases 1 to 843 code for a protein of 280 amino acids. The transcript is spliced from 3 exons. Gene Ontology annotation, molecular function: sequence-specific double-stranded DNA binding. Gene Ontology annotation, cellular component: nucleus.